Molecule: messenger RNA, 994 nt
Organism: Saprolegnia diclina VS20
Lineage: Eukaryota; Oomycota; Saprolegniomycetes; Saprolegniales; Saprolegniaceae
Exons: 2
Coding region: 27-974 (315 amino acids)
Biological process (GO): cellulose catabolic process
Molecular function (GO): hydrolase activity, hydrolyzing O-glycosyl compounds
Source: RefSeq, a predicted model, not a curated record
UCCGACUCGCGCUAGCGUCUUGCUUGAUGCCCAACGUCUUGGCGUCCCUUGGCCUCUGCUCGGCGGUCAAGCCGUACUCGUACUCGCUGGCCAAGGUCCAAUUCCCGCACCUCAAGAAUGCGAUCGAGGUGGUCGAAACCCAGCCGAUUGCUACGUGGUACACGGACCGCGACCCCGACUCGAAGCACCAAGCAGCGCUUGCGGUUGGCAACUGCCCCAAGGGUAGCCGCCCGACCAUUGUCGUGUACGGUCUCCCCAACAAGGAUUGUCAGGACCACCAAUCGACCGACGGCGCCAACAAGACGCCAGAGCAGUACGCUCAGUUCUUGACGGACCUCACCACGACGGUCGGUGACAACAACGUCGUGUACAUCCUCGAGCCGGACGCAGUCGGUCUCCUCGUCGGAGGCUCAGCGUGUGCGACGACGUUCGAGUACGAGCGCAACCUCAUCAACGCCGUCUCGCUCCUCGGCCGCAACCCGCGCGCCGACAUUUACGUUGACAUUGGGUUCUGGGUGCUGGGCAAGGCCAACGACGGAAAGAUCGCGCGCGUGCUCUCGACGCUGGACCCGACGGGCACCCGCCUCAAAGGCAUCUCGAUCAACACGUCCAACUUCCGCACCACGGCCGAGCUUGUCAACAUGUGCGGCAACUUUUCGGCGACGGCGAUGGCGACUGCGAACCGAACGGUCACGUGCGUGCUCGAUGUCUCGCGCAACUUUGCGGGACCGGACCCGAUGAGUCAGUGGUGCAACCCGAAGGGUCGGGGCAUUGGCCGCCCGCCGACCAUUACGUCGGGCGAGCGCCUCGUCGACUACAUGCUCUGGAUCAAACCGCCGGGCGAGAGCGAUGGCAACUGCAACGGCGGCCCGACCGCGGGCGCAUUCUUCCUCGACGGCUUUGUGGAGCUCUGGAACAACGGCUACUUUGUGCAAGUCAAGGGCAUGCAAAAGGUGUCGGCCAUUGCGCCGUAGAGACCUCGACAGCAGUUGGC